Molecule: messenger RNA, 4020 nt
Organism: Betta splendens (Siamese fighting fish)
Lineage: Eukaryota; Metazoa; Chordata; Actinopteri; Anabantiformes; Osphronemidae
Gene: nacc1b
Product: nucleus accumbens associated 1, BEN and BTB (POZ) domain containing b
Exons: 8
Coding region: 1290-3053 (587 amino acids)
Biological process (GO): regulation of transcription by RNA polymerase II
Molecular function (GO): DNA-binding transcription factor activity, RNA polymerase II-specific; protein binding; RNA polymerase II cis-regulatory region sequence-specific DNA binding
Source: RefSeq, a predicted model, not a curated record
GAAUUCGGAUGGGUGCCGAUGAGCGGGCAGAGGUGGCGUGCGGUCUGCGGCUGUGCGUCUAACUGCGCCGCGGCGUCGAGGUUCGGCUGUUUUGGCCGCUAAAGUUGUGUUUCGGCCUCGGCGGCGGACGGAGCCGCGAGGAGAGCCCAAACUUUGACCACUUCCCCGGCUUCGCCCGCUCGCCGCCGCGGGCUGCCCCUCGUUCCCUCGGUGAGCGACUCCGCGACUCCUCCGCUGCGCGUUCUCCCGCAUUCCUCAACUUUCUCCCAAACUACUCGGCGCUCGUGAACGGGCGCAGUUUUGCGUGUAAACGUGUGAAGUUACGGCACAGCCGCGCGCAUUGGGCCGGCGGCGCCGUCCUGUCGGCGGCUCCGGGCGGCCCGCUCGCCACGCCGGAUCCCUCCGUGUGUCCCGGGAUGACCUGUUGAUGUCCUAAAGAUGGAGUGCCCGGAUCGCGCCUCUCCCCGUGGGAGGAAUUCAAGGAUAAAUGUGACGUGAACGCACGCGUUUCGCCCGGGUUUUGGGCCAAGUGAGCGCAGCCCCGGCGGCCGUCCCGAGUCCGCCUUUCGGCGGAGCUUUUAUUUAUUCGAUGUGAUGUAUUUGGACGUAGCGACGCGUGUCUGUCCCGCAUCGGUAGCGACCAUUCGGCCCCAAAAGGAGGAGGGGACGUCGGUGUGAACGGACAUCUCACCGCGCUGCCACGCAGAGGAGACCGCUGAAUGUUUCAUCACCUGCACUAUUUUUGUGCCCCGGGAUCGUCACGAUAAGCGCCCGUGCGCCGGAGGAACGGGCUCGACGCGUACAAUAAAAGAGGAGCUUCUCUCUCUUCCGCCGCCGCCUCCCUCCCCGCUCCCCCUCCGCUCACGCACGCACGCACGCACCGGCCCGGGCCAGCCGAGGACUCCCCCACUCCUAGCGGGCAUCGAGGCUGGCACUCGGCGGGCACCGACAGCGUCUCCCCGGCGGCGGUCUCGGUCCGGUCCGGUCCGGUUCCUCCCGGCGCGUCCAGCGGCGCGGCGGCGGCGGCCCUGUUGGAUCAUCCGCUGACAUUAACGGAUGUCCUCAUCUAAGUGCAUUCGCGAUACAUUUGCGUGAAGUUUGAGCGGUGUUCGGCUCCGGGGAGGACCCUCCAUCGUCACAUUGUGGUUUCACGUCCAGCCGCGAGUGUCGAUAAAUACUAAACGUUUUUUAAAAGUAAAAGCCGUUGGCGUCUGGGACAUAAUCCACGUGCUUCAAAGGCGAGUUUUCCAGUGUUUUACUAAUUACCCUGUGGUGCUGGGCAGAGCGUUAUGGCUCAGACGCUGCAGAUGGCGAUCCCUAACUUUGGCAACAAUGUCCUGGAGUGUCUGAACGAGCAGCGGCUGCAGGGCCUCUACUGUGAUGUCUCUGUGGUCGUCAAGGGACAUGCCUUCAAGGCCCACCGUGCCGUGCUGGCAGCCAGCAGUUCGUACUUCCGGGACCUGUUCAACGCCGGGGGGAAGAGCUCGGUGGUGGAGCUGCCCCCGGCUGUGCAGCCGCAGAGCUUCCAGCAGAUCCUGGCCUUCUGCUACACAGGACGCCUCAGCAUGAACGUUGGAGACCAAUUCCUGCUCAUGUACACCGCCGGCUUCCUUCAGAUCCAGCAGAUUAUGGAGAAAGGCACAGAAUUCUUCCUUAAGGUCUCCUCCCCGAGCUGCGACUCCCAGGGUCUCCACACCGAGGAGACCCCGCCCUCCGAGCCUCAGAGCCCCGUCACUCAGACAGUCGGAGGGGGCGGAGCCGGCGUUGUUGCCACGGCGGCAGCAAGGCCCAACUCCUGUCUGACGCCCCUUCCCCUGGUGUCCAAGGUGAAGACGGAACAGACGGCCACCACGCCACAGCCCACCCCUCAGCCUCUACAGGAGGGCUCUCCCUACUCUGUGGUCUGCACCCCUGUGGCCAAACGUCUGUGGGAGGGGGGCAACCGCGACGGGGGCGGGGGGUGUGGUGGAGGUGGAGGAGGUGGGAUGAGGAAGGCUGCACGCUACUCUUCCUCCUCUUCUUCCUCCUCGUGCUCCAACAACACUACCCAGGAGGCCUCUGUGCGCGGCCCCCCGGCCAACGCUACGAUGGGAGGCGGCGCCUCUGGAGUGGGAGGAGCCUCACUCAACAGCAACCACAACAACAAUAACAACAACAAUGGUGGCACCUCGGAGGGCACGAGCCCUGGCACGCUGAGCAUGUACACCAGCGACUCGCCCAUCAGUUACCACGACGACGAGGAAGAGGACGAUAUAGCGGACGAGAGCGCUGAGGAGCAGUACAGGCAGAUCUGCAAUAUGUACACCAUGUACAGCAUGCUGAACGCCGGAGCAGCAGUGGUUGGGGAGCGGGUGGAGGCGCUUCCAGACUUGGCCCCAGACUCGGGUGGGGGGCGGGGGGGCAGAGCUGGCCGGUCCCGGCAGGACCUGGCCUCGUUGCCCGCUGAGCUCAUCAGCCAGAUCGGAAACCGCUGCCAUCCGAAGCUGUACGAGGAGGGCGACCCGGCCGAGAAGCUGGAGCUGGUGAGCGGCACCUCCGUCUUCAUAUCCCGCGCUCAGCUCAUGAACUGCCACGUCAGCGCCGGCACUCGCCACAAAGUGCUGCUGAGACGCCUGCUGGCUGCCUUCUUUGACAGGAGCACUCUGGCUAACAGCUGUGGAACCGGCAUCCGCUCUUCAACCAACGAUCCCAGCCGUAAACCCCUGGACAACAGAGUGCUGCAUGCGGUCAAAUUCUACUGCCAGAACUUUGCACCGAGCUUCAAGGAGAGCGAGAUGAACGCCAUCGCGGCCGACAUGUGCACCAACGCCCGCCGCGUCGUGCGUAAGAGCUGGAUCCCCAAGCUGAAGCUGCUGAUGGCCGACAGCGACGCCUACUCCGCCUUCCUGGCCGACAGCGUGAAGAUGGAGGCGGACGCGCUGGGGGCGGAGCAAGGCUUCGACCCCGCCUCCCUGGAAGCCGUGGCAGCGGCCGCCAACAGUAACGAGACGGGAGGAGCCACGCCGGCAGACGUGCUCCACGGCGCAGGAGGAGACGGCAGCACUUUGUUUUAAGUGAGUGGACGGACGGACGGACGGACGGAUCGGUGGAGGAAAGAUGGCUCCUCCCCCAGCUCCUCCCCCGGCUGCCAUGUGCUGGGUUCCUUCUCUCACUUCUGUCAUCCAUUGGUUUUGCUUUCAUCCCUGGUUCGUCCACUUUUCCCUCUUUACCCAGAAUGCCCCAUUCAGGUUGUUCCUCCUUCUUACUCAUAUGGAGAGAGGUAGCAGAGGGAGGAGGUUGACCAGUUCCCCCCCGACCUCUUUCUUUCUCUGCCACCUUUCCACACCUGACUGUCUGCCUUUGCUUGUAAUGGUUUAAGUGUGGCUGUUUUCCUCAUCGUAAUCAGACAUUCCCUGGGGGGGGGGGUUAAUCAUGUAACGUUUCAUCCCCAAACUCCGGAAACACUGUUGUUUUUAUAUGAAUGUAAGGCAAAGCAUGGGUUAUUGUCAAUGGAGUGAGAUUGUACUGAGCUGGUUUUGGUUCGUCAUUAGUCUGUGUUGCUUUAUUUUACCUGGACAACCAGAUGACGGCUUCUCUGAGAGGCUUUGGAUGAUGAGGUCAUUGGUAUGUCUAUUGGCGAGGUUUAUGAUGGACCCCACCAGCCCUGUUUUUUUGACCCCGUUGGACUCCAUCGAUCGUUGCUGGUGGUGGUGACAAACGGGGAGGAGUCAUUUGCCUUUGGACCCUUAAAGUAGAAAAAAACACCCCGUUUCAUUGUGUUUACGUUUUCUUUCUUUAAAUGUAUUUGUUUUAUUAAGGCUCCUGAGGGAGAGGGAACUUGUUACUGAUCAUUGUCAAAGAGUUUGCGUGAGAUAAAUGCACUGUGUAUUUCCUGCGGCACGAGUACAAUCGAACUAGGUUUUUUGUACGUAUCAGAGAGACGGGUGGUUUUAUUUUUAAAAAAUUCUAAAAAAAAUGGAAGAAAAAAUAGUAGCUGAAAUCCAAUUUCUACCUUUGUUUAUCACUAAUUGUUUUUAAGAA